AUGGGGGCAGAAGAUUACAGCCUUGGUGUCGAUGGAUCGAACCAAACAGAGAACAAUGCGAAGACACUCGGCAAGGUCGACCCACUUGGAACUAUUUUCUGGGAUCCGGCUUCGGUGCUCCAACUUCCGCGGCCAUUCAACGAGCAACGCCUGUUUUCCCCCAUGGACGCUAGCGGUUCAGUGGAGUCUUUGACUCAAAAUGUGCUCACUUAG
Molecule: messenger RNA, 213 nt
Organism: Penicillium chermesinum
Lineage: Eukaryota; Fungi; Ascomycota; Eurotiomycetes; Eurotiales; Aspergillaceae
Exons: 1
Coding region: 1-213 (70 amino acids)
Source: RefSeq, a predicted model, not a curated record